CGUGGUUCUUGCUAUAACUUUAUUGUCCGCGAUCACACGUUGGGCGGUGACAUGCUGCUGGUUGGGUCCUGUUGUUGUAACUUUAUUGUUAAUUUCCGGUGGACAUGAAAGCAUCCAGCAUGGAGCCAGCCGGGCGGCAGAAACGGAAAGCAAAGAGGUACUAUGAGGAGGAGGAGGCGGAGGUGACGCAGACGCCGGCUGCAUCAGCGAAUAAACAGAGAAAGGCGAAAGAGAUCACCGAGCACCGACCUUGGGGAGAGAGCGUAAAACAGAGCAAAGAACUCAUCUCUGGGGCAGAGGAUCCCUUCCCCGGCUCAGCGCCCGUGCCGAAAAAACAACUCUCAAAAUACGAGCGAACACGGAAAGCCAACUCUACCAAGGAUUGUGUUCUAAAUGCCAGAAGGCGUUUAAAGUCUGAGGAGAACAAGGUGCAGGCGGCAGUGACCCAGGCAGCGAGACACGACCUGCUAUUGCCGGAGGAGGAAGGGUUUCUAGAAGGAGACGAGGGUGAGGACACCUACACCAUUACUCAGGAGGACAUAACCGAGGCUGUGGACAUUACAAGCGCCUCAAAGCAUUUCAACCUCGUCCUCAAUCAGUUUGGUCCGUACAGAAUGAACUACUCACGGACUGGAAGGUGCCUCCUCCUGGGCGGUCAGCGCGGUCACAUCGCCUCGUUUGAUUGGCAGACCAAGAAGCUCCACUGUGAGAUGAAUGUGAUGGAAUCAGUCAAUGAUGUGAAGUGGCUGCACACGCACACGAUGUUUGCCGUGGCCCAGCGGAAGUGGCUGCACAUCUAUGAUGCGCUCGGGGUGGAGCUGCAUUGCAUUAAGAAGUUCAAUGAUGUUUUGCGCAUGGAGUUCCUGCCGUACCACUUCCUGCUGGCGACGUGUAGUGCAACCGGCUUCCUGCAGUAUUUAGAUGUCUCCAUUGGAAAGGAAAUAGCAGCUACCUGCGUCAAAGCCGGGAGGCUGAACGUCAUGUGUCAGAACCCAAGUAAUGCAGUCAUCCAUCUAGGACACCACAACGGCACGGUCUCUCUCUGGAGUCCUUCUAUGAAAGAGCCGCUAGUGAAGAUGUUGUGUCAUCGAGGAGGAAUCAGGGCUCUGAGCGUUGAUAAGACGGGAAUGUACAUGGCCUCUUCCGGAGUGGACAGGAAGCUGACCAUCUUUGACCUUAGAAAUUACCGUCCUCUGACUUCAUGUGUUCUACCCCUGGGAGCGGGAGCUCUGUGCUACAGUCAGAAGGGGCUACUGGCUGCGGGAACUGGCAACGUAGUGCAGGUGUAUAAGGACACUCACCUGACCGCACCUCGCUCCCCAUACAUGUGCAUGUCCGUCAAGGCGCCGAUCCAUGGGCUGCAGUUCUGCCCCUACGAGGAUGUCCUGGGUAUUGGCCAUGGCGGUGGAUUCACCAGUAUGAUCGUACCAGGCGCCGGGGAGGCAAACUUUGAUGGUCUGGAGUGUAAUCCGUAUGAGACCAGGAAGCAGCGUCAGGAAUGGGAGGUCAAGGCUUUACUGGAGAAGAUUCAGCCGGAGCUAAUCACUCUGGACCCCACUCAGCUCGGAGAGGUUGACGCCAUCACGAUGGAGCAGAGGCACAAGGAAAAAGUGGAGCGGAUGGGUUAUGAUCCACACGAGAAGACUCGCUUUGUGCCGCGACACAAGUUGAAAGGACGAAGUUCGACCGGUAACCUGCUGAAACGCAGGAAGAAGGUGGCUCACGAGGAGAAGAGGGUGGAGAUCAAGAAGAGUGUGCUGGCCCGGGCGCAGGCAGAGAAGAGCUUCGCAGCCAAGGUCCAGGAGGGUCAGAGGUCAACACUGGACAGGUUUAAGAAGUGACCCGCGCAAGGCGUGCUUCCUUACACCCCAAAUUUUGUAUAUAUAUUUCUUAAGAAAUAUCCUUCGGCGGACAAAGACUCAGAGGACAAAUAAAACAUAGAAAUCUUUAUUGUCAAGCAGAACAAUAAACAUCGCUUCCGAUAUCUCUACCGAAGACUGCUCAUUAAAUAAACAAUGUAAGGACACCACAAUGUGUGAAAACCACCAUCUGGAGUAGCUUUUUAUAUCACCCCUGCGUGGAGCUGCGGCAGCUACUCCAGCCACCGGAAUGAGUUUAAAUACAUAUCGUUACAAGGUGCAUGGAAAUGAAUCAGGAUGACAGUAUGCAUGCAUUAUCAAAUUGCCAGAAAGCUGAACAUUUUAUAGAAUAACAGGAAGAUCAUUAAAUGGUAAAUCACAUCUUGCGGAUGCCGGACAUCUGUCCAGCUCCGUGUUACAGUAAUUGCUGUAUACCUUAUGGAGAGAGUACUCCACGUAAUGUAUUUACACGUCCGUGCGUUCUCUUGGGUGGAUUCUUUAGGGGUAUAAUGUGCAGGGACAGGUACUCUGUGUUUUUUUUAGUCCGAGUAGUAUUUACAUCUAUCUUGUAUCAGUUCCCUCUGCUGCACAGGUUCUCAAACUCGGUCCUCAGGACCCCACACAGUGCAUGUUUUGCAGGUCUCCUCACAGAAUCGCAAGUGAAAUAAUUAGCUCCACCUGUGGACCUUUUAAUAUGUGUCAGUGAGUAGUUAAUACACCUGUGCACCUGCUGGGUUACCUGCAAAACAUGCACUGUGUGGGGUCCUGAGGACUGAGUUUGAGAACCUAUGCUCUACUGUCAUUCCUCAUUUUUACCUGCCUAUGUGAAUCCCCCCCAUACAUUUAAGCUGCCAGGUGUAGUAUCGUACUACAGCACUGGACUGAUUAAAUCCUGCUCUGCAAUAACCUGUACCAUGAUACAGCUCCAGGCUACAGGUAACGGGGGAGAAGAAGAAAGCAGGGAGUGAGCGCCUCCACCCACCCGUAUUUACACAAAAAGGGAAGCGUGGCUGGCGGAGGCUAUAUGAGGGGGUCGGAAGUUUUGUUCAUCUUAGACAGGACGAUUACGUUCAUACAUCAUAUUCUGAGGUGUCUAUUCCUCAUGUCAUGUAAUAAUUAUUCUCCCCACUAGGUGGCAUUGCAUUCCAAACAGCAGCAAUGAGGAGCGAGUUGGGGUUGGACUUUAACAACACAAACCCUGUGAAAGCUAUACUAUAUAUAAAUGUAUUAUGGGAAAUAAAAAUCAUCCAUUAUUGUA
Pseudophryne corroboree (corroboree frog) is the source of this 3117-nucleotide messenger RNA. RefSeq names its product WD repeat domain 46 (gene WDR46). Gene Ontology annotation, molecular function: protein binding. Lineage: Eukaryota; Metazoa; Chordata; Amphibia; Anura; Myobatrachidae. The record is from RefSeq and is a predicted model, not a curated record. Bases 105 to 1841 code for a protein of 578 amino acids. The transcript has 16 exons. Gene Ontology annotation, cellular component: 90S preribosome; small-subunit processome; nucleolus. Gene Ontology annotation, biological process: maturation of SSU-rRNA from tricistronic rRNA transcript (SSU-rRNA, 5.8S rRNA, LSU-rRNA).